UCAUCCAGUUUUUCUGUUAGUUGUGUUAGCGUUUAGUAUACCCUUAUUUUUUAAUAUUUAGUUAAUCCCUUUUAUCUUGAACCAAAUAAUUCGUUUAAUUUCAACCAAACGUUAUAAACUACAUAAUACUAACAGGGAUUUUAGUCCCCAACUUUAGUUAGUCUUAUAAUUUUACGUUUGCAAUAUUGGUUUUUAAAAAAUCGUGUUUUUGUAACCGUUUUCGUGGAACACAAGAAACACGUCGAUCUUAAUAAAAACUUGUUUAUUGAGUUUGAUCGGAUAUAAUAAACAAAAUGUAUAUCGCUUCAAUUGCUGCUGAAGUAAAACUUCACAUGUGGCCUUCUGGUCAAUUGGUGAACACAUACAAAACAAAUGGAAAUGGUGUAUUAAGAACGAUAUCUUGGGGAAAAGAUGGAAAAUGGCUUGUUGUUGUUCCAAGUCAAGGUCAUGCAGAAAUAAUUGGUGUCCGAGACAAGGUUUUAAAACAUUUAUCUUCACUUGAUUCCAUUGCUCAACCUACUUGUGCAGUAUUUCAAAAUCUCACUAAAAGGAAUAUUGCAUUGGGGACAACCACAGGAAAUGUUUUGAUAUAUGACAUUAAACACAAAUCUGUUAAAUAUCUUAGUCCUAGAGCGAAAUCCACAGUGUUUCAACUUGAAUAUUCAGUAAAUGAUAAUUAUUUAUUUGCUGGUUGUGAAGAUGGCGAAAUUAUGGCUUAUAAUAGUUCCACAGCAAAUUGUUCAUCAUCAUACAGAAUCCCAAAUUCAAAAACUUUAAGUACUUUAAGAACACAUCCUUCGAAAAGGAAUUUAUUAAUGGCUGGUUGUGAAGAAGGUUUAGUUGCUGUAUGGGAUUGUUACAGAACUAAUCGAAUUCACAAACAUCAAACCCAUCAAGCUAUUGUAACCGAUGUAGCGUUUUCACCACGUAGAAAUGAUUUAAUUGUUAGUUGUGGGCUUGAUCGCAAAUUUGUGUUUUGGGAUAUAGCGUCAAACGGGAUGGUUCUUCAACAAUUCUUAGAUAGAUCACCAACUGCAAUAGAUUUUUGUCCAGAUGGUGUUGGUUUAGCUGUUGGUACUCAAUCUGGAACAAUUUACACUUAUGAUACUCGCCAAAUGAACACUCCAACAUACAUUUUCAAAGCACAUAAUUCAUUUAUAAAACAAAUUAUGUUCCAAAAGAUUCUCGAUGCAGAUGAAACCUGUGAUUAUACUAUAAAUCAGAAUAUUACCGAAGAAAGUGGGGAAGUUUUUAAAAUUAAACCAGAAAUAGGUUCAGUACAAGAAUUUCCUGAUGAUAAAGUAUGUGAUUCUUUUGGACAUAUGUUACACGAUGCCGAAGAGAAUGUGUCAAAUUUUGAUCAAAAAUUUGAAAAUGAUGCUCCUCAAGACUCUUUCUUAGCAGCUAUGGGUAUUAAUCAAGACUCUGUUUCGUCGUAUAGUAGUCCAGGACCUGAUAGAGCAGGGCCAAUUUCAAAAGGAGUUAGAAAACUCUUAGAUUCAAACCCAAAUUUGUUAGAUUUAGUUGACGGGCAACAAACUCAAGCAAGCCCAGUUUUUUUGAAAGAUAAUUCGCCAAAACUUAAUCAACAAUCUUAUCAUAAUAUACCUGAGAGGAGGUUUUCAGAAACGCAUCAAGAGCAGCAUCAGCAUGAAACGCCUUCAGCAUCCACUUUGAAGCAUCGUCAGAUAUCAAGAUUGAGUAAUCCCGGUGAAAGAAGAAAACUUUCAACCGGCGGCCUCGAAGUGCCGCAAAAAAAUUCAACACCAAAAAUUCCUUCUGAAUCAUUAGGAGAUGGUCCAUGUAUAACCCACAUGUCUCCCAUUAUUAGUCAAAGUUCUAGAGUAUUAUCCGAUUCAGAAAAAUCUGAGAUUCAAAAUAUUGUGAAAAAUAUUGUCAAGCAGGAAGUCAAAGAGCAAUUGGACGUGAUAAGGCAAGAAGUAAAAGAGCAAUUUGAAAUAUUUUACCAAAAGUUAAAGUUUGAUAAUAUGGAUGGAUUAAUGUUGAUCCGAAAUAAUUUCCUGGAUUUGAAAAUGUGUGUAGUUAAGGAAUCUAUUCAAUUAGAAAAAAAUAUUAAUAAAUUUCAUGAGGAUUUGCGAAGGGACGAUUGAUAAAUUCAAUUAAUUGUAAUAUAUAAAACAUAUAAAAAUAAAACGUAUUGUUAUUUAUACCACUAAUUUAUAUGAUUAGUGAUUUACAGUGAUUUCUUUUUAUAUUGAAAUUAAAGUAUCAGAAAAGGUAAAACUUUGUAAAAAAUAGUUUAAUACAUUGUGAUUUAAUUCUUUAUAAAAGUAUUGUUAAAAACUAAAUUAUUUUUUGUAUCUUUGUAAAUACAUAUUUUUUGUAUACUUGUGAUUUUUAAUUUGUUAGUGUAAAAAAUAAUGUGGAGUUUCAAACGCAUUUAUCAACUUACCAAAAAGUAACAUUUCCUAAAUAUGGGAAUUUGGUAGGAUCAUGUGAAGAGGAUGAAUGAAAGCAGAUUACCAACAUCAGAAAAACAGCAGGUACUUGAACACCAGAACAACCAAAAGAUGGAAGACUACAUCAUAAGACGGCUACAAAUUUUGAACUCCACUGGUCUAAAACAAGCAGAAGAAGAAUAAAGAUGUUUGAUAAGAUGAUUUUCGUCAACACAUAGCUAAUUGCUUCAGUGAGGUCAAUUGAUUUUUUUCAUCCACGUCUGCAAGAGACAAAUACCUAAGAUACCUUUCUGAACCCAGAUGUUUGUUUCUCAAAACUAAUAUCUUUUUUAUCUCUAUAUUUGUGAAGCCUACAAAAACUUUGUUUAUUUCUGGCAAUAAAGUAACAUGAAAAUGCCCAAAUGA
This is a messenger RNA of Onthophagus taurus, 2825 nucleotides long. RefSeq lists its product as uncharacterized. The record is from RefSeq and is a predicted model, not a curated record. Gene Ontology annotation, biological process: microtubule nucleation; mitotic cell cycle. Gene Ontology annotation, molecular function: gamma-tubulin binding. NCBI's taxonomy places the organism in Eukaryota, Metazoa, Arthropoda, Insecta, Coleoptera, Scarabaeidae. Gene Ontology annotation, cellular component: centrosome; ciliary basal body; cytoplasm.